AUGGAAUCCAACAACAACGCAACAGAACAGAAAGCAGGGGAUGAGUCUCAUGCUCUAUAUUUAAAUGUGACACCAGAUACUGAUGCAGACCUCACAGCAGAGGAUUCCCAGUCAUUUUCAACAGUCAUUGUCCAAGGACAACCUGAACCUGACCCCAUGGUCCAACCUAGCCCUGAUCCAGAUGUGGAAAAUGCUAUUAAGCCAAGUCUUCAGAUAACUUUUAACACUUCUACCGUCAAAAAUGGUGGAGAUCUGAAAGUCGAGAUCCCAGUAGUUGGGCAUCCAGCACCAAAGAUUGAAUGGAAAAGAGAUGGGCAGGCAGUCAAAGAGACUUCAAGACUAGAGGUUUUAAAUACAUCAUCGCUGACAGUUCUUCAUAUCAGACAUGCCGCCAGGGAGCACUCUGGUCAAUACUCUAUCAUAGCAAGCAACAGCUCUGGAAAAUAUACAGGAGAAAUCACCGUGGUUGUUCUUGAAAAGCCCGACCCACCCACAGGCCCUGUGAUGAUUGAUGAGGUCAGCUCUGACUAUGUUAUUGUCUCCUGGGUGGCACCCGAAUACACAGGAGGCUGUCAGCUAGACAACUAUGUAGUGGAGAAACGGGACAUCUCAAGCACUGAAUGGCAGACUGUGUCAGCGACAACAGUAAGAACCACAAUCAAAGUCACCAAACUGAAGACAGGAAAUGAAUACCAAUUCAGAGUGUUUGCCGAAAAUAGGUAUGGGAAGAGUACUGCAAUCACCUCUCCUAUUGUGAUGGCACAGUAUCCUUUUAGUGUGCCCGCUGCUCCUGGCACCCCCUUUGCAUCCACAGUGACAAAGUACAGCAUGGUGGUUGAAUGGGUGCCCCCCGCCAAAGAUGGAGGAAGCCCAAUCAUUGGCUAUCACCUUGAGCGCAAAGAGAAAAACAGCAUUUUAUGGACCAAACUGAACAAACUUGUCAUACCUGAUGCUCGCUUCAAAACAAGUGGGCUUGAAGAAGGCAUUCAAUAUGAAUUCAGAGUCUUUGCUGAGAAUAUUGCCGGACUUGGCCCAUCAAGCAAAAUAUCUGAAUGCUACGCGGCAAGAGACCCCUGUGAUCCACCUGGCAAACCUGAAGCUGUUGUUAUAACCAGAGAGAACAUCACACUUCAGUGGGCAAAACCAAGAAGUGACGGUGGAAGCACAAUUACAGGCUAUGUUGUUGAAAAGAAGGAGCUCCCAGAUGGCAGAUGGAUGAAAGCACACUUCACAAAUGUUAUUGAGAAUCAGUUUGCAGUCACGGGUUUAACUGGAGGCCAAGGUUAUGAGUUUAGAGUCACUGCUAAGAAUGCUGCUGGUGUUUGGAGUACACCUUCAGAAAGUGUAACCAUCAUUGCUCAGGAUGUUAUUGAAGGACCAACAGCAUACAUUGAUCCAAAGUUCAAGAACACCUCUGUUUUUCAAGCUGCGAGUGCAGUGGCUGGUGACUCUGUAGUGCUAACAUGGGAAAGGCCUGAGACUGAUGGAGGCUCAGAGAUUGAUGGCUACAUCUUGGAGAAACGGGACAAAGAAGGAGUAAGGUGGACUAAAUGCAACAAGAGAAGACUAAAUGACCUGCGUUUCCGAUGCACUGGGCUCACAGAGGGACACCACUAUCAGUUUAGAGUACUGGCUGAGAAUGCUGCUGGUGUUGGUGCACCCAGUGAACCAAGUGAGUACAUUAAAGUAUGUGAAGCUACCUACCCACCUGGUCCCCCUACCAACCCAAAAGUGAUAGACUAUUCCAGCAGGACUGUGUCUCUGACUUGGUCACGGCCCAUCUAUGAUGGUGGAGCAGCCAUCAGUGGGUUUGCUGUUGAAAUGAAGGAAGCAGCAGAAGAUGAGUGGACGACAUGCACACAAAGUACAGGUGUAGAGGACACAAACUACACAGUGAAUAGACUCAGAGAAAAUGCAAUGUACAAUUUCCGGAUACGUGCGAUGAACGCAGCUGGGAUUGGAGAGCCUGUGGAUCUACCUGGAAUUGUGGUGGCUGCAGAAAAAUUGGAGGCCCCUGAGAUUGAGCUGGACAGUACCUUGAGGAAGAUUGUCAGUGUUAGAGCCUGUUCCACUUUACGUCUCUACGUCACCCUCAGAGGGAGACCAGAGCCCGAGGUAAAAUGGACAAAGGAAGGUGGUGCCCUCACUGAGCGUGCUCAAAUUGAGGAAAACCUGUACCCAGUGUGACAUGGGAUAAAGCAGAUGUGGAUUUGAGAGUCAGAGGAUUGAUCAACACCAGCAACUCUGUGACCUCUAUCACAGUGGAAGGGGCAACACGUGACGACUCUGGCAAGUACAGAGUCAAGCUGCAGAAUGUAGCUGGGUCUGCCUCUUUGACACUGAAUGUGAGGGUUUUGGAUUCACCUGGUCCACCAUCAAAUAUAUUAGUUAAAGAUGUGACCAAGAACUCUGCUACAGUUUGCUGGGAUAUCCCAGAGAACGAGGGGGGAGCCUCUGUCAAGAACUACCAUGUAGAUAUCCGGGAUAUUAGCAGAAAAGGGUGGACGAGACUCUCAGACAAAUGCCGUCGACUGUCCUACAGAGUGUCUGACCUGGAGGAGGGAGGUAUCUACUUCUUCAGAAUCACAGCUGAAAAUGAGUAUGGGGUCGGUGUUCCAGCUGAGACGAAGGAGGGAACAAAAAUGACAGAUACAACAGACUGGGAGACAAAUCAAGGAGCUUAGGUCUCAUCCUUCUGAACCUGAAUUCAUCCUCUCCUGAGCUUCAUGUCAAAAUCUUAUCUCAUCUAAAAAAAAA
Molecule: messenger RNA, 2757 nt
Organism: Notolabrus celidotus (New Zealand spotty)
Lineage: Eukaryota; Metazoa; Chordata; Actinopteri; Labriformes; Labridae
Product: titin-like
Exons: 6
Coding region: 1-2187 (728 amino acids)
Molecular function (GO): protein binding
Source: RefSeq, a predicted model, not a curated record